UCUGCUUCUUCCUUUUCCUUAGAUACCAAGUUACCAACGCUAAACCAAUCCAGAGCCCCCCUCCCCUCAGCUCGCUUGCUAAUCUCUCUCCUCGCCCCCUCCUUCUCUCCCUCCCUCUCUCUCUCUUUCCCUCUCCAGCUCAGCUUGCUCAGCCAUGAAGCUCCCGAAGCAGCUCUUUCUUCCCUCCUGCUCCCUCCUCCUCCUCCUCCUCUUCCUCUUCCUCCAGCACACUGUAGCUGAACAGCACGUGUUUGAUGUGACUGUUUUGCCGGAAAACCCUGUGGUGGUGCGUGGAGGAUCUCUCUGGCUGAAUUGCAGCACCAGCUGCCGGCAGGCAGAUGCCAAGGGAGACUUGGAGACAUCACUGAUCAAGGAGAGGAGAGACAAUGGGACUGGCUGGGCAGCUUUCCAGCUUAUGAAUAUCACAGAGUGGGUGUCUGCCGCGGAGUGCUCCUUCAGCUGUUACGGAGAACAUAAAUCUGUGCCUGCAAACAUCGUGGUGUAUCAGAUUCCACAGCAGGUUGUUUGGGAACCAGUGCCAAUGAUGAAGGUUGGCAGAGUCUAUAACCUUACAUGCCGAGUUGCUGAUGUUGCCCCCCUUCGCAACCUCACUGUGACCCUGCUCAAAGGGAAGGAGAAACUACAUGUGGAGACCUUUGAGGAUCACAAUGCUCCCGAAGCCAGGGAGGUUGUGGUGACCCACUCCAUAACUGCUCAGGAGAAGGACCACCAUGUAGAAGUCGGCUGCCACACAGCUCUGGAUCUGAGGCCUGAAGGUCCACUCUUUGAGAAGGCUUCCCUCAGCAAGGUCUUAGAAGUCUAUGAUUUCCGAGCGGAACCUCAGAUUCAUACCCUGCACUUCCUGGAAGUCAACAGCACCAUAAUAGUACAAUGUGAUGUUGUUGGGGUUUUCCCAGCUGAAGAGGCCCUUUUUGAAAUGACCUUUGCAGAGGAGAGGCUGAAAUUCAGCACUAGUGUGCUGGGUGAUACAGUGAAAGCUCAAGUUCCAAUCUCAUCCUUAUCAACAGGAAACCAUAAAUUUUGCUGCACAGUGUCUCUGGGAUCAGAGACCAAAUCUGUGGUAGAAACAGUACAUGUUUACAGUUUUCUUGAGCCUUCUCUAGAGGUUUAUCCAUCUCAGACCCUUGUAAACAACCCAGUGACCUUUGUCUGCAAUACUUCAGCCACUCAGCCCCUCAGCAUUUCUCUUCAGAGCCAAAAUGCCUUUGGAAAAAACUUGGCUACCAGUAAGCAUCUCCCUCUGCAGUUCACCCUGAUUGCUCAGAAAGAAGACAAUGGAAAGGAAUUUGUUUGUGAAGCCGAACUCAUAAUUGGUGGAGACAUCAUCAUUAAGCGUACAUCUACCAACCUUACUGUCUUCUAUGUGCCGGAAAUGAAUGGCUCAACUUGUCCCAGUGACUACACGUGGGUGGAAGGAACACGACAAAGUCUCCAGUGCAUGGCUGAGGGGAACCCAGAGCCAUCUGUGACUUGCAUCAAAGACAUCACUCGCAACAUGCAAAGGGAGGAGCUGGUUAACCGCAGUCAUGCUGGCAUCUACAAUUGCACAGCCAUAAAUGAGUUUGGCUCCAGCACGAAAGCAGUCACCAUCCAUGUGGAAUAUGGGGCUGAGCUGAAUGAGUCUGGAUGCCCUAAUAACCAAACAUGGCUGGAAGGAAGCCUACAGAAGCUCAGUUGCCAAGCUGAUGGCAUACCAAUCCCAGAGGUCUCAUGUGUAAAAGAUGGGAAAGUGUUUGAUGUCCAAAAAGUGCAGAAUAUCACACAAAGCUAUGCUGGCACCUACGAGUGCAAUGCUACCAAUGUACAUGGGUCAAGUAGCAAGACGGUCACCAUUAAGGUAGAAUAUGAGCCAGACAUGGACAAUUCAAGUUGUCCCUAUAACUGGACCUGGAUAGUAGAGACGGAACAAAUGUUCACUUGCUUUGCCUGGGGAGACCCAGAACCAACUGUUGAGUGCACCAAAAAUGGCACCAGUUAUACUCCUGGGAUUCUCCAGAUUGUUACCAGAGAAUAUGCUGGCACUUACCUCUGCACAGCCACAAACAAGCAUGGCUCCAGCUCCAGGACUGUGAACAUCCAAGUAGAAUAUAAGCCAGAAAUGGAUGAAUCCAGCUGUCCAAGCAACUGGACUUUGGUGGAGGCAGAACUACCUAACUUUGCCUGUACAGCUGAGGGGGUUCCACCUCCGGAGAUUGUAUGUACUAAAGAUGGUUUAUCGUAUCAUUUGACCCAAGGAAAAGGGAUCCCUGCUUACAGUGGAGUCUUCUGGUGUAAUGCUACCAACAGACACGGGACUGUGACCAAGGCUGUCAUUGUUGCAGUUGAAACCAGACCCCAAAUGGAUGACUCCAACUGCCCAAGUAACCAGACUUGGCUAGAGGGGACCCUACACUCACUGUCCUGUGAAGCCAAUGGGACUCCCACCCCAGUGGUCUUCUGUACCAAAGAGGGAGCCACUGAAGAGUUGUAUAGAGAGAGGAACAUCAGCAGGAAUGACUCUGGCAUCUACCAAUGCAAGGCCACUAAUGGCCAUGGAACUGAGAAGAAGAUGGUGAAUGUGCAAGUGGAAUACAGGCCUGUAAUCUCCACUUUGGCUGUCAACGUUUCUUUACCCAUCAGAAGGGGAGAAAACUUCACUAUUGCCUGCCAUGCAGAUGGUUACCCAGCUGUCAACUACACCUGGAAGGUACCUCCAGCCCCCAAUCUCAACUAUGUCGAAAACAACAGCACUCUGACUGUUGUUGGAGCACAUAGACAAAAUAGUGGUGUGUACAAGUGCACAGCGAGCAACAAACACGGACAGCAACACAGUCAGGUGGAAAUCCAUGUGGAAGAUCACUGGCUAUAUAUUAUUGUUGUCAUAGCAAUUGCUGGUGCCACCAUGUUGGUCCUGGGAGGAAUGGCCGGAGUAAUUUACUACCUGAAAUCUACAGCCUGUAAAAAAGGAGAGUACAAUGUGCGAGAUGCAGAGAAUUCAACUGAAGCCACUUGUCUAAAUCGUGAAAGGCCUUGUGAUGGUGACAUCUAUGGUAUACAGCUCACCAGGACCUGAAAAAAAAACUUGAGCUGGUAUCCCUAGCUGGCCCAACGAGAGACACCACUUCUGCUUCUGAAAGAUGGAUGUUUGUACCAUACAGUCCUCUGUUUAACUGUGGAAUUUUGUUAGCAUCUGAUUCAUAGGCUUAGGAUGCAGGGCAGAUUUUUAUGGCCAAAUCUUUUGAGUAUUAGCCAGACCUUUACACAACCCUUGCUCAGAUGAGUCUCAAAGUUUCUCUUUUUGUCCAGGCUCCAUGUUGCUUCUUCAGCUGGAAAUAUGGAGCGGCAUUUGUGUUUCUCAAAAAUGUUGCACUUGGGCAGCGUAGUGGUAUUUUGAUGAAGAUUCAGUGUAUACCUGUUAACGUCCAAUUAUAACCAUUUAUAACUUGACGUUUGCUUUCAAAAAUCCCAGUUGACUGGUGCCUUGCCAAAGUAUCAGCUUUGGAACGCAGACCCGUAUAUAAGGAGCAGAAUUUCAUGCUAAGACCAGACAAAGAAUGUAAUGUAAAAAAUUGAAUUGCAAGGAACUUUAAGAUAAUGUUUUGAACUGAUGUUUACUCAUAGAGUAACUCUGAAAAUUAGUCAACUGGAUCAAGAUACCAUGGAGAUAUACUUAAAUUGGAUUCAUGUAAUUUUGUUCCAUUUUGGUUUAACUGUGGUGCUAACUGAAUUACACUACAUAAAAUCAAGCUUGCCGUUCUCUAAAAUAAGGCACAGUGGACAACCAUAGAAUCAUAGAAUCAUAGAAUAGUAUAGUUGGAAGAGACCUCAUGGGCCAUCCAGUCCAACCCUCUGCCAAGAAGCAGGAAAUCGCAUUCAAAGCACCCCCGACAGAUGGACAUCCAACCUCAGCUUAAAAACCUCCAAAGAAGGAGCCUCCACCACAGUCCAGGGGAGAGAGUUCCACUGCUGAACAGCCCUUGCAGUGAGGUUCUUCCUGUUGUUCAGAUGGAAGCUCCUUUCCUGUAGUUUGAAGCCAUUGUUCUGCGUCCUAGUCUGUAGAGCUGCAGAAAACAAGCUUGCUCCCUCCUCCCUAUGACUUCCCCUCAUAUAUUUGUACAUGGCUAUCAUGUCUCCUCUCAGCCUUCUUCUGCAGGCUAAACAUGCCUAGUUCUUUAAGCCGCUCCUCAUAGGGCUUGUUCUCCAGACCCUUGAUCAUUUUAGUCACCCUCCUUUGGACGAUUUCCAGCUUGUCAACAUCUCCCUUCAAUUGCGGUACCCAGAAUUGGACACAGUAUUCCAGGUGUGGUCUGACCAAGGCAGAAUAGAGGGGGAGCAUGACUUCCCUGGAUCUAGAUUCUAUACCCCUAUAUGAAUCCUGUGUAAAUCAAACUAUAUGAAUCCUGUGUAAAUCAAACUACAGUAGAGUCUCACUUAUCCAACACUCGCUUAUCCAACGUUCUGGAUUAUCCAACACAUUUUUGUAAAUGUUUUCAAUAUAUCGUGAUAUUUUGUUGCUAAAUUUAUGAAUACAGUAAUUACUACAUAGCAUCACCGUGCAUUGAACUACAUUUUCUGUCUAAUUUGUUGUAUAACAUGAUGUUUUGGUGCUUAAUUUGUAAAAUCACAACCUGAUUUGAUGUUAAAUAGGCUUUUCCUUAAUCUCUCCUUAUUAUCCAACACAUUCGCUUAUCCAACGUUCUUCCGGCCCGUUUACGUUGGAUAAGCGAGUCUCUACUGUAUAUGCAUCCUGUGUAAAUUAGAGUUUUUCAUUCAUUUGGUUUGAUUAGUUUGCCUGCGAGGGCCAAAGUUGACGUGUUCACCAUCUUAUGUUUGUUUCCCCCAGCCUACUCCUAGUACCUAAGCAAGUUCAAGGCAGUGCUUGUGAAUCUGCCAAAAUAGUCUCUUGUUUAAGGUAAGGUUAGAUGAGGAGAGUAAAAAAAAAAAAUCACACACUUCAACUGGAUCAAAAAAUCUGUGGACUCUGGGAAUCAAGCAACUUUCCUAAAUAAAAUGAAAAGCAAUUGAAUGGAAGCAAAAGCAGGCAGAGAAUGCAUCCUCAGCACUCAGAAAGUUUUCAUCAAAGCAAAAUCUAUUAGAAAUUUCCAGAACUUCUCAGCCUAAGGCAUUAGAGAAGAAGGAUACAUUUGUUCUGAACACUCUGGGUACACAGAGAACACUUCCAGUGAUCUGUAGGGAUAUUAACAGUCCAUGCUCUACAUUGACUGCUUAGGCCCCAUCUACAUUGCCUAAUAAAAUCCAGAUCUGCUUUGAAGUAGAUUAUACAGCAGUGUAGUAAAGGUAAAAGUUUCCCCUUGACAUUAAGUCUAGUCAUGUCCAACACGGCGGGGGGGGGGGGGGGGGGGGGGAAGGGUGCUCAUCUCCAUUUCUAAGCCUAAGAGCCAGCAUUGUCCAUAGACACCCCUUGGUCAUGUGGCUGGCAUGACUGCAUGGAGAGCCAUUACAUGGAGAGGAGGGAGCAAGCUUGUUUUCUGCUGCCCUGCAGACUAGGACACGGAACAAUGGCUUCAAACUACAGGAAAGGAGAUUCCACCUGAACAUCAGGAAGAACUUCCUCACUGUGAGAGCUGUUCGAUAGUGGAACUCUCUCCCCGGGGCCGUGGUGGAGGCUCCUUCUUUGGAGGCUUUUAAGCAGAGGCUGGAUGGCCAUCUGUCGGGGGUGCUUUGAAUGCGAUUUCCUGCUUCUUAGCAGGGGGUUGGACUGGAUGGCCCAUGUGGUCUCUUCCAACUCUACUAUUCUAUGAUUCUAUGAUUCUACCUUCCCGCUAGGGAAGGUAACGGCUCUCACACUUGCAUGUUUUCGAACCUCUAGCUUGGCAGAAGCUGGGGCUAACAGAAGGUGCUCAUUUCAAUAAGCAAGUUCACCAGCUCAGUGGUUUAACCCGAUGUGCCACAACAUAUGGCAGUUUAGACUCAUAUAAUCCAGUUAAAAUCAGAUAAUCUGGGUUAUAUGACAGUGUAUUUCCAGCCUUAGUUAUGUCUAUGUUGUUAAGCAAUAUCUGGUUCCAAACCCCCCCCACCUUAACAGUCAGCAAACACCGCAUACAGAGAAAAUGCUGUUUCAAGCCCCCUUUGCUUCAGUUAGCAGGUCCCAGUUGUGACAGGGGUCCCAAUUUUGAUUGCCUUGGGAGUGAACAGGUAAUGCCAUCCUCCUUGUAUACUGAUUGGCAGAACAACAGACUUCCCUUGCCUGAUAAGCUGCUGGCUGUAAUCGUACAUAAUAAUAAUAAUAAUAAUAAUAAUAAUAAUAAUAAUAAUAAUAAUAAUAAUAAUAAUAAUAGUUAUGUAUGCAUAGCUCUAAGUUGCAAAUCCAUAAUUUAUUUAUUUAUUUAUAGUAUUUAUAUUCUGCCCUCACCCUGAAGGGGACUCAGGGCGGAUCACAAUGUACAUAUACAUGGCAAUGCCAUAGACAUACCACACGCAGAGUCAGAGACACAGAGGCUAUUUAACAUUCCAGCUUCUGGCUUCCUGAGGGUAUGCUUGAUUCCGGCCACAGGGGGAGCUGCUGCUUCAUCAUCCACUGUGACACUGUCAUUGAUGGAGUACUUCCUCAUCUUCCUGCACUGCUGAAGAUUUUUCUUUAUGGAGUCAUAAAUUAAUUAAAUUAGCCCCCUGCAUAAGCGGUACCUAAAUUCUUGACAGAUGCAACUGUCUUUUGGCUGCAUAGGUAAACAGCAAGAUGAUUUAUGGUCAGGAGCUUACCCUGACCCGUGCUGGCUUCGAACUCAUGACCUCUCAGUCAAUAGUGAUUUAUUGCAGCUGGCUAUUAACCAGCUGCACCACAACUCGUCCAUAACUGCAAUACUGAAUGCCAGCCAAUGUGUUUUUUAUAUAUUGAAAAUGGCACAGAGGGAAAAUGGUAAACUGGAAUGAUUGUUCCCACCACUCAGGAGCAAAAAGAUUAGGGUUUUAUAAAAAGUGUUUUUGACCCCCAAAGAAAAUCACAAAAAAUCCAAACAUGAACAAGCCCUUUUACAAUCUUGCCUAGUGAAGGAGAGAGAGUUUGUAAUUUUUCAUUCCAAUUUGCAACAUGUAUCACUUUUGUAAUCUUUCUUAGUUGCAUUUAAAUAGACCAGUGGUUCUCAACCUUCCUAAUGCCGCAACCCCUUAAUACAGUUCCUUAUGUUGUAGUGACCCCAACCAUAACAUUAUUUUUGUUGUGAUUUCAUAACUGUAAUUUUGCUACUGUUAUUAAUCAUAAUGUAAAUAUCUGAUAUGCGGGGUAUAUUUUCAUUCACCGGAUUGAAUUUGGCAUAAAUACCCGAUACACCCAGAUUUUGAAUACUGGUGGGGUUGGGAGGGGAUUGAUUUUGUCAUUUGGGAGUUGUAGUUGCUGGGAUUUAUAGUUAAUCUACAAUCAAAGAGCAUUCUGAACUCCAAUGAUGGAACCAAACUGAACCAAACUUGGCACAUAGAACCUCAUGAUCAACAGAAAUACUUGAAGGGUUUGGUGGGCAUUGACCUUGAAUUUUGGAGUUGUAGUUCACCUACAUCCAGAGAGCACUGUGGACUCCAAACAAUGAUGGAUCUGGACCAAACUUGGCACAAAUAUUCAAUAUGCCCAAAUGUGAACGCUGGUGGAGUUUAGAGAAAAUAGAUCUUGACAUUUGGGAGUUGUAGUUGCUGGGAUUUAUAGUUCACCUACAAUCAAAGAGCAUUCUGAACCCCAUCAAUGAUACAAUUGGGCCAAACUUCCAACACAGAACCGCAUGACGGGGAGAGAUCUUCAGCCUUCUCUGCCAAAGGGGUUCCUAAGACCAUCAGAAAUAUGUGUUUUCUGAUGGUCUUUGGCAACUCCCCUGACACCCCCCUCACAACCCCCCAGGGAUCCCGACAACCAGAUUAAGAAACAUUGCACCAGACAAAGUCAUAAAAGGCCAAGUUUUCCAAUACACCUUAGCCAUAAUAAUCAAAAUUAGCCACAAAUUAGAUGUUUACUUUUAAAUAUAAAAUACAAUUGGGGGAAUUGGCUGGCUUCUUUUGGGAGAAAAGGGAGAUGCAGUAUAAUAGAAUGAAAUACAGUAGAGUCUCACUUAUCCAAGCUUCUGGAUUAUCCAAGCCAUUUUUGUAGUCAAUGUUUUCAAUAUAUCGUAAUAUUUUGGUGCUAAAUUCGUAAAUACAGUAAUUACAACAUAACAUUACUGUGUAUUGAACUACUUUUUCUGUCAAAUUUGUUGUCUAACAUGAUGUUUUGGUGCUUAAUUUGUAAAAUCAUAACCUAAUUUGAUGUUUAAUUCCUUAAUCCCUCAUUAUUCAAGAUAUUCGCUUAUCCAAGCUUCUGCCGGCCCGUUUAGCUUGGAUAAGUGAGACUCUACUGUACAUGACAUCAAUUUUCUGCCCCAAUUUUUCCAGUCCUCACUGCCCCAAGAAACGCUCUGUAUUUGGUAACCUAUAUUUCACAAGUAAAAAUGCACUCUUCCCCCCCCCCCCCAAAAAAAAAAUCGAAUAAAAUGUUCACCUUUGGGAAGUAUGCUCAGAAAAAAACGCUAACAGCUAUCUAACAGGAAUACAAACACAGACACUUUUGUCAAUGGCUGGAUAUUGUCAGACUGUGUACAAUGUGAAAAAUGUUGACAAAAUUAUGCAUAUCUUUUUAAAAAAAUAUACAUUAAAAGGAUGGAUUUGUGUGUAUUAAACAUCUGCACAGAAAUAGCAUGGAUUUAGAGGCAAGAAAAGAAAGAAGAAAGAAACUUAACAGAUUCACACAUAACUGGACUAGAAAUCCUGGUCUUUUCCAGCAAGGCAGUUUCUGAUGUUCAUAUCAAUUUAGCCAAAGGAUUGUGGUGAGUUUUUCGGGCUGUUUCGCCCACAGAAGAGAAUGCUUCUGGAACACUUCCAUACAGCCCGAAAAACUCACCGCAACCCUAGUGAUUUUGGCCAUGAAAGGCUUCGUACAUUGUAUUAUUAUUAUUAUUAUUAAACUUUAUUUGUACCCCG
Messenger RNA from Anolis carolinensis (green anole), 8955 nucleotides. RefSeq names its product intercellular adhesion molecule 5 (gene icam5). Gene Ontology annotation, cellular component: plasma membrane. Lineage: Eukaryota; Metazoa; Chordata; Lepidosauria; Squamata; Anolidae. Gene Ontology annotation, molecular function: integrin binding. The record is from RefSeq and is a predicted model, not a curated record. The transcript is spliced from 12 exons. Gene Ontology annotation, biological process: cell-cell adhesion. The coding region runs from base 155 to 3073 and encodes 972 amino acids.